GCUGUCGUUUAAAAAAGAAAAUAAUCAACAUAACCUAAAAAGUAAACAAGUAUCACAUUUUUUAUGUGAAAUUUCUCAUUAUUAUUAUAAUUAAAAAAUAAAUAAAUUAUUUAUAAAUAUCUUUUAAAAUGAAGAUAGAAUUGUAUAAAGAAAUUGUCAAAGAUAUUGGAAAGUUUAAAGGACUGACACGUGAUUGUGCUGACAUGUUGAUUAAAAAGUAUACUGAUGUUUCGUCUAAUGCUAUCCAUAGUAUUUUAUCUGCUGAGACGAUGCAGAGAAUGAAAACAUGUAGAAAUAAAUUGCAUGGCAUUCGAUAUGAUCAUUAUGGACAAUACAUAACAGCUAAAAAAAGCGGACAACGACCUGGAAUAAUUGUUCGACUAGCUGCUACGGCGAAUUUACCUCCAGCUUUAUUAGCUCGUGUUAUUUUAGAACGUCAUUUUUUAAACAGUAACAAAAAAUUUUCUCGCACAGAUAUAUCACAAUAUAUGAAAGAUACAACGCUCAUUCAAGAUCCAGAUUUAGCUUAUGAAAUAUAUUUGUGUGUAUUAUAUGAUGAUAGAAAUGGAUUUAUAUCUGAUUCUUUAUGCUUGGCCAUUGGUAAUGAAUAUGAAGUAAAACUUCAACAUUGCUUGAACCAAUGCAAUGCCGCAUAUUCAACGGAAGAUGAUUUAAGAGAGCGAGGAUACGACAAAACUCCAGAUGUAAAACUUGAAAUUCCUUUGGCUGUUGAUGGUUUUAUAAUAAAUUGGAUUGAGUCUAAAGGACGUUUUGGUUCGCCUGAUAUCCAUAAAACUCAUGUUAAAGAGCAAUUUCUAAGCUACUGGAAUCGUUUUGGUCCAGGUCUUGUUAUUUAUUGGUUUGGAUUCGUUGACAAUAUUGUUGAACCAAGUGAAGAAAAAUAUAUUAUUAUGGAUCAUUUUCCUGAAAAUAUUGUUCAUAUGAAUCCAACUAUACCAGAAUUAUAAUUUUUACUGAUAACUUAUUAAUUUUACUUAUGUCGUAAUUUAAAUCAUUUUUAAACAAUUUUCAUACUGUAAAUAAUUAUCCAUUAUUUAAAAUUUCAAUUGUUAAUAAUCGAUGUAUUACUUAUUUAUUUAUUGAAUACUUCAUAUAAUUUUAACAUAUCAGUAUUUACAUAUAUUGUAAAUACAGCAUAUAUAAAUUUUGAUUAUAUAAAGUAAUGUUUUAAUGUGUCACGACUACGAUCAAGUGAAAUAAAUAUAAAUAAUAAAUUUUUAA
Molecule: messenger RNA, 1242 nt
Organism: Microplitis mediator
Lineage: Eukaryota; Metazoa; Arthropoda; Insecta; Hymenoptera; Braconidae
Product: CDAN1-interacting nuclease 1-like
Exons: 6
Coding region: 129-968 (279 amino acids)
Source: RefSeq, a predicted model, not a curated record